This is a messenger RNA of Somion occarium, 1333 nucleotides long. NCBI's taxonomy places the organism in Eukaryota, Fungi, Basidiomycota, Agaricomycetes, Polyporales, Cerrenaceae. The record is from the annotation of a GenBank genome assembly.
GACAGCUCGCGUGAUGGUAAGUAAAUAUACACUCAAACAUCCAUCACUUGACUUUGUUCUCUACAAUCCAUCUAAAUCAUUGCAUCCUGAACGUUGAACUAGAAUGGAGACAAAGGACCGCUCGGGUGGGAUUCCCAAUGAAGUGACCUUUCAUUCGAAACGGACUACGGUCUUUCCAUCACUGCCCAUCCAGGGUGGGUCAAUCCUAGGUCGACUUUGGCGAGCGUUGCCCUCUCGGCUUCGACUUGCGACUUACAAGUUUCUCGUCAUGAUUGGUUCUCGACUUUGGCCUUCUCCUCCACGUAUCGACACGGGUGUCCAGCGGUUGCCGCUGGGCCUUUAUGCUAAAUUCAAUGGUCGCGUCAAAGCAGAAGAGGUGAUUGCCAACAUGUUCGUUGCUGCCAAUACAUCAAUUCCAGUUCCACGUGUUCUCGACGUGAUAGAUGACCAAGGCAGUCUUUUCGUGCUUAUGACGCGUCUUCCUGGUGUCAAGGCCGCUGGAAUGUUGGAAAAACUUGAUGAACAGGGCUGGCGACAAUUUGAGCGAGAUUUACAGGGUUGGUGGCACCAAUUGCGCAGCCUGGUUCCUCCAACUAAUGUCGUCGGCAGCCUGCUGGGAUCACCUUCCCUGCAACGUCGAAUGUCAAUGGAUAGACCAAUUGGGCCUUUCGAUGAUAUAUCCGCCUUUCAUCAUUACUUGAUGACCUUAUGUCCCGAGGACCAAGGCACCCCGCCGUAUGACGAGUUUCGACGCCUCGCGCCAAUCAAAUCCUUCAACAAACCUCAUCGUCUGUGCUUCACGCAUGGAGAUUUGGUCCCUCAUAAUUUGCUCAUGGAGAACGGCAGGCUCUGUGGUUUGGUCGACUUUGAAACUUCCGGUUGGUUCCCGGAAUACUGGGACUGCACAGGAACGUACUUGUGGGGAUGUUUAUGGUCGUGGAGUGAAUGGCAAGAUGCUGUGACUCAUAUUUUCCCCCAGUACCAGGAUGAGAUCGAAGUUGAGAAGCAUCUAUGGGAAGCGGUCAACCCUUAUUGAUAUUUUGCUUCACUUUGUACUAGAGAUUACUUUUUUUUGUCUGUGAAUAAGUGCCUCCAAUCGUUGAAGUUCGAAACGAAUCACUUCGCUCCCAGUCUUCUGCUAUCUUUUUAUCGCUUCACAUUCGAAGUGAUACACGGCUUGUGCUGUUCUAGCAAGUGUUAAUGAAUGCUUAUCUGUUCGCGUCUUUGGCCUGCUCCACCGUUCUUUGACCCACGGAUUCGACACAUUAAGCAGCAUUCAGGAAGCUCGUUCGCUCCAUGCGCUCUACCAACAAAACAGACUGAGAUUACGGGG